UCUCGCUGGGCCCUUUAGAAACACGUGCGGUUGUUUCCGUGUCUGGGAGAUCACAUGACCCGCAUCAGCUGACCCGUCACGGCGGCGCUCAGCUCUGGCGCUCCGCGCUCCCCGCCCCGCUGCGCCCCGGAACGCAGGACCCUGCAGAGGGCUAAGACGAUCCUCAGGCCUUCUCUCCUUUGUAGCUGGUUCGCCCAGUCACCUGCGCCCCAGCUCUCGCUCCUCGUCCAUCCCAACCUUCCCGGCCUGGCACCCCGGAAGCCACUGCGAGGUGGGCCGUGGCCAGACUCAGCCUCGAGCUGCCCCCAAGGGGCCAGGACCAGAUGGCCCAGGGGAGCAGAGGACAGAAAGUGGUUCUUACAGCAGGAUCCGAGGGCUGGUCUCCAUCCUCGGGACCUGACAUGGAGGAGCUCCUCCAGAGCGUGGAGAAAGACCUGAACAUCGAUGCCCGGCAGCUGGCCCCGGCGCCGGGGGGCACCCACGUGGUGGCCCUAGUGCCCGCGCGUUGGUUGGCUUGUCUCCGCGAGCGCCGCCUGGGACCCUGUCCCCGGGCCGAGGGCCUGGGUGAAGCGGAAGUCAGGACUCUACUGCAACGCUCGGUACAGAGGCUGCCCCCGGGGUGGACGCGAGUGGAGGUGCACGGGCUGAGGAAACGGAGACUGACCUACCCGUUGGGCGGAGUCCUGUCCUUUGACGAGGGGUCCUGUAGCCCUGAGACUCUCACUCGUUUCAUGCAGGAGGUGGCUGCCCAGAAUUACCGGAACCUGUGGCGCCAUGCAUACCAUACUUAUGGGCAGCCCUAUAGCCAUAGCUCUGCCCCCUCGGCUGUACCUGCUCUAGACUCCAUAAGACAGGCUCUACAGCGGGUCUAUGGAUGCACCUUCCUGCCAGUGGGUGAAUCCAUCCAGUGUCCAUCAAAUGUCAGAGAUGGGCCCAGCCCCUCUCGGGGCAGCCCUGCCUGCCCAAGCCUUUUAAGAGCUGAGGCCCUUCUGGAGUCACCCGAAAUGCUGUAUGUGGUACACCCUUACGUACAGUUUUCCCUGCAUGAUGUAGUUACCUUCAGCCCUGCCAAGCUGACCAACAGCCAAGCCAAGGUGCUUUUCAUUCUCUUCCGUGUCCUCAGGGCCAUGGAUGCCUGUCACCGCCAAGGGCUGUCCUGUGGGGCCCUGUCUUUGCACCACAUUGCUGUGGAUGAGAAGCUUUGCAGUGAGCUUCGGCUGGACCUGAGUGCUUAUGAGAUGCCUUCUGAGGAUGAGAACCAGGAGGUCUCGUUAGAGAAAAACAGGACAGGUGUUAAAUCUGAAAAAGAGGAGGCAGAGAGAUCCGCGUGCCCCACCUGCCAGAAGGAACUUAAGGGCCUUGUGCUGGACUGGGUCCAUGGCCGAAUCAGCAACUUCCACUACCUCAUGCAGUUGAAUCGGUUGGCAGGUCGACGACAGGGGGAUCCCAACUAUCACCCAGUGCUGCCCUGGGUGGUGGACUUUACCACGCCCUAUGGGCGCUUCCGAGACCUUCGUAAAUCCAAGUUCCGACUCAACAAGGGAGAUAAGCAAUUGGACUUCACCUAUGAGAUGACACGGCAGGCAUUUGUAGCAGGUGGUGCAGGAGGCGGGGAGCCACCUCAUGUCCCUCAUCACAUCUCUGAUGUCCUCUCUGACAUCACAUACUAUGUAUACAAGGCUCGGCGCACACCCCGCUCAGUACUCUGUGGACAUGUCCGAGCACAGUGGGAGCCCCAUGAGUAUCCUGCCACCAUGGAGCGGAUGCAGACCUGGACACCUGAUGAGUGCAUCCCUGAAUUCUACACGGAUCCUUCUAUCUUUUGCUCCAUCCACCCCGACAUGCCUGACCUGGAUGUGCCAGCCUGGUGCAGUUCUAACCAGGAGUUUGUGGCUGCCCAUAGAGCGUUGCUGGAGAGCUGGGAGGUAUCCCAAGACCUGCACCAUUGGAUUGACCUGACCUUCGGCUACAAACUCCAGGGCAAAGAGGCUGUGAAGGAGAAGAACGUGUGUCUGCACCUGGUGGAUGCCCACACCCAUCUGACUAGCUAUGGUGUCGUACAGCUCUUUGAUCAGCCACAUCCCCAGCGCUUGGCUGGGUCUCCUGCCCUGGCCCCCGAGCCCCCACUCAUCCCCCGGCUAUUGGUCCAGCCCAUUCAGGAGGCCACAGGCCAGGAGGACAUUCCAGGACAACUUGUAAAUGGGGUGGGCAGGCUUGUUUUAGAGGCCACUCAGUGUGAGACUGGCUGGACUAGAGACAGGCCCAUGGCAGGGGAAGAUGACUUAGAGCAGGCUACUGAAGCUCUGGAUUCCAUCUCCCUCCCUGGUAAAGUAGGUGAACAGUUGGGCCCUUCCUCCAGUCAAGCCUCACCUAGCCUGUUGUCUUUUUCAGCAACCUCAGGCUCUCGACCAGGCCGCAGAAGCAAAGCUGCUGGGUCGGACCCUGGGGAGGGCGAAGAGGGGAAGAUAGCUCUACCUGAGGGCUUCAGUCCCAUCCAGGCCUUGGAGGAGCUGGAGAAAAUGGGUAACUUCCUGGCGAAAGGCCUAGGGAGCCAGCUGAAGGUACCCGAGCAGCCUCACGUCCAGCCACCUGUGCACCUACAGAACCUCUUCCAUCGAGACAUGCAGGUGUUGGGUGUCCUGUUGGCUGAGAUGGUGUUUGCCACCAGGGUCCGGACACUGCAGCCCGAUGCACCUUUGUGGGUACGCUUUGAGGCUGUCCGGGGUCUCUGCACGCGCCACUCCAAGGACAUCCCCGUAUCUUUGCAGCCGGUGCUGGACACACUUCUGCAGCUGAGUGGACCCAGAAGCCCCAUGGUGGUGAAGAAGGGCAAGAUGGGCCCGCUGUUUGAGUACAAGCCUGUUUCCCAGGGAUUGCCCCCACCCAGCCCAGCCCAGCUGCUCAGCCCCUUCAGCUCCAUGGUCCCCUUCCCUCCAUACUUUCCAGCACUGCACAAGUUCAUUCUGUUAUAUCAGGAGAGGCGUGUGGAGGAUGAGGCCCAGGGAAGGGAACUGGUGUUUGCUCUAUGGCAGCAACUGGGUGCAGUGCUAAAUGAUGUCACUCCUGAGGGCUUGGAGAUCCUGUUGCCUUUUGUGCUGUCACUCAUGUCUGAGGAACACACAGCUGUGUAUACUGCCUGGUACCUAUUUGAACCCGUUGCCAAGGCCCUGGGCCCCAAAAAUGCCAAUAAGUACCUCCUGAAGCCCCUCAUCGGGGCCUACGAGAGUCCUUGCCGACUGCAUGGCCGCUUCUACCUGUACACCGACUGCUUUGUGGCCCAGUUGGUGGUACGGUUGGGCUUGCAGGCCUUCCUCGUUCACCUGCUACCCCAUGUCCUUCAGGUACUGGCUGGGGUGGAAGCUUCGCAGGAGGAGAGCAAAGGCCUGGUUGGAACCACCGAGGAUGAGGAAAGCGAGCUCCCGGUGUCCGGGCCCACCUCAUGUGCCUUUGGGGAGGAGAUUCAGAUGGACGGGGAGCCUGCUGCUUCCUCAGGACUGGGACUCCCAGACUACAGGUCAGGUGUCAGCUUCCAUGACCAGGCCGACUUGCCAGACACAGAGGAUUUCCAGUCUGGACUUUAUGUGGCUGACUCUCCACAGCCCCAGGAGGCUGAGGCUGUGAGCCUGGGCCAGCUGAGUGACAAGAGCAGCACUAGCGAGGCCUCUCAGGGCGAGGAGCGAGGUGGGGAUGAUGGGGGCGCCCCUGUGGACAAGAACAGCCUGAAGUCAGGUGACAGCAGCCAGGACUUGAAGCAAAGUGAGGGCUCCGAGGAAGAGGAGGAGGAGGAAGGCUGUGUGAUUCUGGAGGAGGAAGAGGAGACAGAUGAAGUCACAGGAGCAUCUGAGCUCUCUCUGUCUGACACAAUGCUGUCCAUGGAGACGGUCGUGGCUCCUGGUGAUGGGAGAGACAGAGAAGAGGAAGAGGAGCCCUUGACAGAGCAAACAGAAGGCAAAGAGCAGAAGAUCCUCCUUGAUACAGCCUGUAAGAUGGUCCGCUGGCUGUCCGCCAAGCUUGGCCCCACAGUGGCCUCUCGCCAUGUAGCCCGGAACCUGCUGCGCCUGCUGACAUCUUGUUAUGUGGGGCCCACUCGGCAGCAGUUCACAGUCAGCAGUGAUGAGAGUCCCCCGCUGAGUGCCGGCAACAUCUACCAGAAGAGGCCAGUACUCGGGGACAUAGUGUCAGGGCCUGUGCUCAGCUGUCUCCUCCACAUCGCCCACCUAUAUGGAGAGCCUGUUCUCACCUACCAGUACCUGCCCUACAUCAGCUACCUGGUGGCCCCGGGGAACAACUCAAGCCCCAGCCGACUGAACAGCCGCAAGGAGGCAGGGCUGCUGGCAGCUGUGACACUGACUCAGAAGAUCAUUGUGUACCUCUCAGACACGACCCUAAUGGACAUUCUGCCCCGUAUCAGCCAUGAGGUCUUGCUGCCUGUGCUCAGCUUCCUCACCUCCCUUGUCACAGGGUUCCCAAGUGGGGCCCAGGCCCGGACAGUCUUGUGCGUGAAGACUGUUAGUCUCAUCGCCCUCAUCUGCUUGCGCAUUGGACAGGAGAUGGUUCAGCAGCAUCUGAGUGAGCCUGUGGCCACCUUCUUCCAAGUCUUCUCUCAUCUGCAUGAGCUUCAGCAGCAGGAUCUGCAGCUGGAUCCUAAGGGUUGUACUGAGGGCCAACUUCCAGAGGUCACUUUCGCUGAUGGGCAUCGACGGCCAGUGGACCCCACCGUGCUGGAAGAGCUGCAGAAGGUGUUCACCCUGGAAAUGGCGUACACAAUCUACGUACCCUUCUCCUGCCUGUUGGGUGACAUCAUCCGGAAGAUCAUCCCCAACCACGAGUUGGUUGGGGAGCUGGCAGGGUUGUAUUUGGAAAGCAUCAGCCCAAGCUCCCGAAACCCAGCCAGCAUGGAGCCCACUGUGCCUAGUGCCGGCCCUGAAUGGGACCCUCAGAGUGGCAGCUGUCUCCAGGAUGAUGGCCACUCAGGAACCUUUGGAAGUGUCCUGGUUGGAAAUCGCAUCCAGAUCCCUGACUCUCAGCCUGAGAGUCCUGGACCACUGGGCCCCAUCUCUGGGGUGGGUGGUGGGGGCCUCAGCAGCAGGAGUGAAGACAAUGCCCUGAAGCGGGAGCUGCCGCGGAGUGCCCACGGGCUGAGCGGGAACUGGCUGGCAUACUGGCAAUAUGAGAUUGGUGUGAGCCAGCAGGACGCCCACUUCCACUUCCACCAGAUCCGCCUGCAGAGUUUUCUGGGCCACGCGGGGGCUGUCAAAUGUGUGGCUGCCAUGAGCAGCGAGGACUUCUUUCUGAGUGGCAGCAAGGACCGUACUGUGCGCCUCUGGCCACUGUACAACUAUGGGGAUGGGACCAGUGAGACAGCCCCCCGCCUCAUCUAUGCCCAGCACCGCAAGAGUGUCUUCUACGUGGGCCAGCUUGAGGCCCCUCAGUAUGUGGUGAGCUGUGAUGGGGCGGUGCACGUCUGGGACCCCUUCACAGGGAAGACCCUCCGUACUGUGGAUCCUUCGGACAGCCGUGUGCCCCUAACUGCUGUAGCUGUCAUGCCUGCUCCCCAUACCAGCAUCACCAUGGCCAGCUCUGACUCUACCUUGCGCUUUGUGGACUGCAGGAAGCCUGGCUUGCAGCAUGAGUUCCGACUGGGUGGAGGGCUGAACCCCGGGCUUGUUCGCUCGCUGGCAGUCAGCCCCAGUGGCCGUAGUGUUGUGGCUGGCUUCUCCUCGGGCUUCAUGGUGCUGCUGGACACCCGCACGGGCCUGGUUCUACGAGGCUGGCCAGCCCAUGAAGGGGACAUCCUGCAGAUCAAGGCCAUAGAGGGCAGCAUGCUAGUCAGCUCAUCUUCCGACCAUUCCCUGACUGUGUGGAAGGAGCUGGAGCAGAAGCCCACACACCACUACAAGUCAUCGUCGGAUCCCAUCCACACCUUCGACCUGUACGGCAGCGAGGUGGUCACUGGCACUGUAGCCAACAAGAUUGGCAUCUGUUCCCUGCUUGAACCACCCUCUCAGGCCACCACAAAGCUCAGUUCCGAGAACUUCCGUGGCACACUCACUAGCCUGGCCUUGCUGCCCACAAAACGCCACCUCCUGCUGGGCUCGGACAAUGGCAUCAUCCGCCUCCUGGCAUAGGUCCAGGCAGGAGUUGGCUUGAAGGCAGGGGUGAGAUGACAUUCCUCAGAUCCAGCUCCUCAUUCUUGAUCUCUCAGCAGCUCUCUUUAGGCAAGCCCCAGGUUCUGGAUGCCCACAUGGCCCGCCAUCUGGGGUCAUAGAGUUACUGAAUCUCCAAGGCCAUGAAGUGGCUUCAUUCGUGAAACUCAGGAGAUGCUGUUCUAACCAACAAGAAGCGGGACAGGGAAGAGCACUAAGAUUCCCAUUGCUCCCCAGCUCUGCCUUCUGGAUUCUCACGGGGACAAUGAAGCUCCAGGAAAUGAAGGGAGAUGGGUCUUGCUCAGCCAGUUUCUUCUAGCCAAGCUCUCCCUAGCUCUUUCUCCCAAGGGUAGGAAACUGCUCCUAUCCCGGGUACUGGUGGUACAUGAACUCCAUCCUAAGGAGUUUAAGGGCUUUGUCUGGGGCUUCAGUAUCCACUCGGCCAGGUCUUCCCGGUGUGGGACCAGAAAAAGGGGGAAAAGGGGAAGCGGGGCCAGAGAAGAGGUAGUAAGGCCCCAGCUGGUCUAGGAAUGAAUCCAUGCCUUGCCUUGGUACCCCUAACCACAGUGUUUGUGCCUUGAGCCAGGGAGGCAGCCCUUGGGGCCAGCACCCCUGGGGAGAAGGGGCAACAGGAAUCAUCUCUGCCACUCAGGCCCCUCCCAGGAGAUGGGAAGAUCUGGUAUCUCUUGAGUCCCCAUUUGGAGCAGAGAAGCAGUUUGAGAUGUGGCCCCUGCUCUCCUCACUGUUUGCAAUCCAUGUAAAUAUGAUAAAUAAAUUCUUUGGAAGAGCCAUG
This is a messenger RNA of Phodopus roborovskii (desert hamster), 6939 nucleotides long. It is a transcript of the gene Wdr81, whose product is annotated as WD repeat domain 81. The transcript has 10 exons. Bases 324 to 6128 code for a protein of 1934 amino acids. Gene Ontology annotation, biological process: aggrephagy. Gene Ontology annotation, molecular function: protein binding; phosphatidylinositol 3-kinase regulator activity. NCBI's taxonomy places the organism in Eukaryota, Metazoa, Chordata, Mammalia, Rodentia, Cricetidae. The record is from RefSeq and is a predicted model, not a curated record. Gene Ontology annotation, cellular component: mitochondrion.